Molecule: messenger RNA, 3077 nt
Organism: Plutella xylostella (diamondback moth)
Lineage: Eukaryota; Metazoa; Arthropoda; Insecta; Lepidoptera; Plutellidae
Gene: beta'COP
Product: coatomer subunit beta'
Biological process (GO): retrograde vesicle-mediated transport, Golgi to endoplasmic reticulum; intra-Golgi vesicle-mediated transport; intracellular protein transport
Cellular component (GO): COPI vesicle coat
Molecular function (GO): structural molecule activity; protein binding
Source: RefSeq, a predicted model, not a curated record
GCUUGUCUAUGUGUUUGCGUUCGUGCCAGUUCUGUGAUUCGUGCAAACUGGAACGCCCUCAAGUGACACGUCCACUUACCCUGUCAAAUUUUCACCGUACAUUAAAUUCUGCAUGACAAAUUUUCAUGUUUUAACCAUUUAAAAUGCCGUUGAGAUUGGAUAUCAAGAGGAAGCUGACGGCUCGCUCGGACCGCGUGAAGUGCGUGGACCAGCACCCCUCGGAGCCCUGGCUGCUAUGCUCCCUGUACAAUGGGGAUGUCAACAUAUGGAACUACGAGACACAGCUGCAAAUAAAAAGAUUUGAGGUAUGCGACUUGCCAGUCCGUGCGGCCAAGUUUGUGCCGAGGAAGUUCUGGGUGAUCACCGGCUCCGAUGACAUGCAAAUUCGUGUCUUCAACUACAACACACUGGAACGUGUACACAAUUUUGAAGCUCAUUCAGACUAUGUGAGGUGUAUUGCGGUUCACCCCACCCAGCCAUACAUCUUGACCAGCAGUGAUGAUCUUCUGAUAAAGCUUUGGAACUGGGAUCGCAACUGGACUUGCCAGCAAGUGUUCGAGGGACACACGCACUAUGUGAUGCAAAUUGUCAUCAACCCCAAAGACAACAACACUUUUGCCAGUGCCAGUCUUGACAGAACCGUCAAGGUAUGGCAGCUGGGCUCUUCCAUCCCGAACUUCACUCUGGAAGGUCACGAGAAGGGAGUCAACUGUGUGGACUACUACCACGGCGGGGACAAGCCCUACCUCAUCAGUGGAGCCGACGACCGCCUCGUCAAGAUAUGGGACUACCAGAACAAGACUUGUGUUCAGACCUUGGAAGGUCACGCCCAGAACGUGUCAGCGGUGUCCUUCCACCCCGAGCUCCCGAUCCUGCUGACUGGCUCAGAGGACGGCACGGUGCGCAUCUGGCACGCGGGCACGUACCGGCUCGAGAGCUCGCUGAACUACGGCUUCGAGCGCGUCUGGACCAUAUCCUCCAUGCAUGGGUCUAAUAAUGUCGCUGUUGGCUACGACGAAGGGACUAUAAUGAUAAAGGUAGGACGGGAGGAGCCGGCUAUUUCCAUGGACGUCAAUGGCGGCAAAAUCAUCUGGGCCAAACACUCAGAGAUGCAACAAGUCAACCUGAAAGCUUUACCUGAAGGUACACACAUAAAAGAUGGUGAGAGGCUGCCAUUAGUGGUCAAAGACAUGGGUUCUUGCGAGAUCUAUCCACAGACGAUAGCCCACAAUCCCAACGGCAGAUUCGUAGUAGUCUGCGGAGACGGGGAAUACAUAAUUUACACAGCCAUGGCUCUGAGGAAUAAGGCUUUCGGCAAUGCGCAGGAGUUUGUGUGGACUUUUGACAGCUCGGAGUAUGCCACGCUCGAGAACUCCAGCACUAUCAAAGUGUUCAAGAACUUCAAGGAGCGGAAGAGCUUCAAACCGGAGUAUGGGGCUGAAGGAAUAUUUGGCGGUUUCAUGCUCGGCGUGAAGUCAAUCAGUGGAGUUUCCUUCUCCAUCUACGACUGGGAACAUCUGGAGCUCAUCAGACGCAUCGAGAUCCAGCCCCGCCACGUGUUCUGGUCGGAGAGCGGCAGCCUCGUCUGUCUGGCGACGGACGAGAGCUACUACAUCCUGCGCUACAACGCCGCCGUCGUCACCAAGGCGCGCGAGACUAACACCAACAUCACAGAGGACGGCAUUGAGGAUGCCUUUGAGGUGGUCGGCGAAGUGAACGAGACAGUAAAGACAGGCAUCUGGAUCGGGGACUGCUUCAUCUACACCAACUCUCUCAACAGAAUAAACUACUAUGUCGGCGGCGAGAUCGUCACGAUAUCGCAUCUCGAUCACACCAUGUACAUUCUUGGAUACGUAGCUAAGGAAAACAGACUAUACCUGAACGACAAGGAGCUCAACGUGGUCUCCUAUUCCCUUCUGCUGCCGGUACUGGAGUACCAGACGGCGGUGAUGCGAGGGGACUUCGAGACGGCGGACAAGGUGCUGCCGGUCAUACCGCAUGAACACCGGACACGGGUCGCUCACUUCCUUGAGAAACAGGGCUUCAAGCAGCAAGCUUUAGCCGUCUCCACGGAGCCGGAACACCAGUUCGAGCUGGCCCUAGCUUUAGGCGAGUUACGAAGAGCCCGCCAACUAGCCGAGGAGGCGACGGCGGCUGAAGGCGCUCCGUCGAGGACCUCCGCCGCGCGGUGGUCGCGCCUCGGGGCCGCCGCCGCCGCCGCCGCCGACACGGAGCUCACGAGGAUAUGCUUCCAGAAUGCGCACGAUUAUGGGGGACUGCUGGUUUUCGCUACUAGCACAGGUGACAAAGAGCUGAUGAAGGAGAUAGCAGACAUGGCCCUGAAGGAGGGUCAGAACAACGUGGCAUUCCUCGCGUACUUCACACUUAACGAGCUGGAGACCUGUCUGAAGCUGCUCAUAGACACCGACAGACUCGCCGAAGCCGCAUUCUUUGCCAGAUCGUACAUGCCAUCGAAGGUGGUGGAAGUGGUGAAGCUGUGGCGGCAGGAGGUGACCGCCACCACCAACAAGAAGUCGGGCCAGGCGCUCGCCGACCCCGAGAGCUAUGAGAACCUCUUCCCUGAAUUCGCCGAAAGUCUAGAACUAGAGAAGUACCAGGCAGAAUUCGGCUACGAGUACAGUUCCAACCUCGCAAACAUUCCAGACAACUACAAACUCAGCAAUAUUGACAGAGAUUUGGCUUUAGAGAAAGCCGAAGCAGAGAAACUCGGCCUAUACCACCCCAGCGCUUCAGUCCAAAGCACCGAGCCCAAAGAGCCCUCUCCGGAGGUGUCGUCAGCCACGGAGGCCAAGCUGAAGCGCAAGAACUCCCUGGACAUGAUGGAGGAGCUAGAGAAGGAGCUGGAUGAUGUGCAACUGGAGGACAGCGUGGAAAGCCUGGAUUUGUCGGAUGAAGCAGAUUUGAUCGAGUAAAUAUUAUUAUUAUAUAUUUAGAUUUCUUAUUUCAUAAUAUCAUCAUAAAACUAAUUCAUAAAGUGCUAAUACAUUUGUAAGUUUAAAGUAUUAUACAGAUUUUCUUUCCCAAUUAUGUCUUUAAUUAAAUUAUUUUAAAUGGAA